This is a messenger RNA of Sphaeramia orbicularis (orbiculate cardinalfish), 1249 nucleotides long. It is a transcript of the gene aspa, whose product is annotated as aspartoacylase. Gene Ontology annotation, molecular function: hydrolase activity, acting on ester bonds; hydrolase activity, acting on carbon-nitrogen (but not peptide) bonds, in linear amides. The record is from RefSeq and is a predicted model, not a curated record. The transcript has 6 exons. The coding region runs from base 160 to 1101 and encodes 313 amino acids. NCBI's taxonomy places the organism in Eukaryota, Metazoa, Chordata, Actinopteri, Kurtiformes, Apogonidae. Gene Ontology annotation, cellular component: cytosol.
GUCCUCCGCCUGUUACGCACAGUGACGGCAGGUCUGGAGCCGUUACGUAAGCGCAGACUCAGAGCGGGUCCAAACAGUCCACCGGACCGGAGUCCACGGACAAGUUUCCUCCACAGCCGAAGACCUGAGCCCGGACCCGGACCCGGACCCGGUCCAGACAUGUCGUCCUUCAGCAGCUGUCAGAGUGUGCGCGAGGCGCGGAGAGUGGCGAUUUUCGGCGGAACUCACGGGAACGAGCUGUCAGGUGUGACCCUGGUCCACCUGUGGAUGAAGAACGGAACCGAGAUCCAGAGGAGGGGGGUGGAGACCCGGCCCUUCAUCACCAACCCCCGGGCCGUGGAGAAGUGCAGCAGAUACGUGGACACGGACCUGAACCGAGCCUUCACCCCGGAGAACCUGAGUGCCCCGGCAGACGGCCAGCUGCCCUACGAGGUCCUCCGAGCCCAGGAGAUCAACCGCAUGUUCGGACCCAAAGGGAGUCCAGACGCCUACGACGUGAUCUUCGACCUCCACAACACCACCUCCAACAUGGGCUGCACCCUGAUCCUGGAGAGCUCCAAAGACCACUUCAACCUGCAGAUGAUCAACUAUAUCCAGAAAGCUCUGGCUCCGGCCUCUUGUCUGGUUCUGCUCAACGAACAUCCACUGCUCAAAUAUUCCACCGCUCGUUCUGUGGCCAAACACCCUGUCGGUCUGGAGGUGGGGCCUCAACCUCAAGGCGUCCUCAGGAGUAACAUCUUUGAGUCCAUGAGGGAGAUCCUGAAACACGCCUUGGACUUCAUCGAACUGUUCAAUGAAGGGGUGGAGUUUCCUCCGUGUUCCGUCCCAGUGUUCCGGGUGUCGGAGCGGGUCGAUUACCCCAGAGAUGCCAACGGGAACAUCAUGGCCAUGGUCCACCCCAACCUACAGGACUGUGACUGGGAGCCCCUGAACCCCGGUGACCCCAUGUUCCAAACCUUCGAUGGGAAGACCAUAAGGUACCAGGGUUCUGGUACCAUCUACCCCACCUUCAUUAACGAGGCGGCGUAUUACGAGAAACAGCAGGCGUUUGUCGCCACCAGACGAGAGACUCUGAGCGCCAAUGCCGUCCGCAAGGCGUGAACCGGUCAGCUGUUCCCAGCAGAACCUGUAGAACAGUGGGGUUUAAACAUCAGCUGAUCCCAGUAGAACCCAUACGCACAAGAGUUAGUUGAUCCAGUGGGACCAGUGGAGAACCAUUAACUAUGCAAAGAACGUCUGUGAGGGUUAA